AUGGAUGUUACCAAGUUCCUCACGGUGCUCGUGGUGCUGUGCCUCGAGGGAGGCGAGACUGGAGGCGGAGGGAAACACCAUGACCACGUGCGAUUGCACAUUCCGGAGUUCAUUCAUCAUGAUCACCAUAAGAAAGUAAUAACAAUUCAUCAUCAUCACCACAAGCCAAAGAAAGAGCAUCAUCAUCAUCAUCACCACCACCAUAAGCCACAGAUGCCACAUGGACAUCAUUACCAUCAUCAUCAUAAGAAGGUUCAUACAAAGUCGCAUACAGAAACGAAGGGGAAGCAUCACGGUCAUCAUCACGGGCACCACCACGGUCAUCACGGUCAUCAUGGACAUCAUGGUCAUCACGGGCAUCACGGUCACCACGGUCACGGACAUCACCAUGACGCGCCAGUCGUGCCAAGCUUCUCUUACACUCCCAGUGCUAUUCCUUCCUAUGAGGACGACUAUUCUCAUUCAUAUUCCCCGUCAGUACCAGCUUACGGUGGCAUCCCAAGUACUGGUUUUUCCGUUGGUCAGAGCCCUCGAGUACAUGGAGUAACUCACACAGUAAAACAAGUGAAGGUGUUUGACUCUCUACCUGGUGCAUUACCUAACGCUGGUGGCGGUGGUCAUGGCUACGAGGUGACGGAAGAAGGCGAGGAGGAUGACGAUGUGUUCACAACGGUCAAUCAGCUACAAAACAGAUUUCCGGCGACAUUCGGCUAUGUUCGUAGCGCUGCUCCAGAGCCGACAAAUGAUCCAUAUUCUGAAUUAACUUCACAUAGCGCGAUUCCAACACAAUUCGCAGCAGCUCCAGUGCCUACGACGGCACUUUCUGAUGGAAUUGAGACUUUUACGGGUUCCGUGCAGAGUGAUCCUUUUGCGUCCUCUGCUCCAACACAGGGUAUAGGCUUCAGCCCCAGCGUCCAGCCAUCAGCUGACUACCCCGUAACGUUCCAAGCUGAGGGCUUUGACGGUCAGCUAAACUCGUUUACAGGGUCCGACGGUAAGGACGGAUCUUUCAUUUCCCACGAGGAGAACAAUCUAUCUGAUGAUACUCCCGUGUCUUUCACAAGAGAGGCUGGUAUACAGCAUACCACGAAUACAGGCAAUGUUGAGACCCUUGUCUAUUAG
Molecule: messenger RNA, 1122 nt
Organism: Spodoptera littoralis (African cotton leafworm)
Lineage: Eukaryota; Metazoa; Arthropoda; Insecta; Lepidoptera; Noctuidae
Source: the annotation of a GenBank genome assembly